Messenger RNA from Cervus elaphus (red deer), 1827 nucleotides. RefSeq names its product CD300H molecule (gene CD300H). NCBI's taxonomy places the organism in Eukaryota, Metazoa, Chordata, Mammalia, Artiodactyla, Cervidae. The transcript is spliced from 4 exons. Bases 655 to 1239 code for a protein of 194 amino acids. Gene Ontology annotation, cellular component: plasma membrane. Gene Ontology annotation, molecular function: transmembrane signaling receptor activity. The record is from RefSeq and is a predicted model, not a curated record.
UCUUUGAUCUUCAUUGCAUCACUCUUAGUUGUGGCAUGUGGGAUCUAGUUCCCUGACCAGGGAUCAAACCUGGGCUCCCUGCAUUGGGAGCACAGAGUGUUAGCCACUAGACCACCCCUGCAAUUCUUAAUAUUUCAAGAAUAAGGAUAUUUUCAUCUUGCACUGGGCCCUGCAAACAGCUGACUGUGUCCAGACAAGGCUUAGUCAGUGCUUGAUCACACGGGACUGCCUGUGCCAGCCACAGGAAAUGGGCUAUCUUUACAAAGAGGAGGACUUGCUCAGAAAAUCUAGAUGGAAUUUAACCGAGACUGGCGUGGCUGUCUGGGCGACUGAUUUACAGAAGGGUGGAUGGGCCCAUCAACCGCAGGCAAGGAAUGGGAUGGGCAUCAUCUUCACAAGGAACAGCAACUGGAACUGCACAUGCAAAUGUGCUACGUGAGAAUGACCUUCGACAAGGUUUCAGCAUCAUUAUCUCAUGAUGUCCCAAGGCCCCAGCUUCCCUCAUUUUUCUGACGAACUGAGAACAGCUCUAAGAGGCUGACAGAGGCAGCAGAAAAGCUCCAAGAAAAGCAGAAAAGGGAAACAGUGAGUGGAACUGGGUGAGGAGGCUCCAGGCUCUGGAGGAGCUUGGAGAGAUCACCGGGGGACCGGGCCAUGCGGCUGCCAGCGGCUCUGCUGCUUCUCUGCGUCCCAGGCUCUUUGUCCCUGAGUGGCCCCAGCACCGUGACGGGUACCGUGGGGGCCUCCCUGAGCGUGGGGUGUCGCUACGAGGAGGAAUACAGGGCAUUUCACAAAUACCGGUGCAGACAGCCGUGCUUCCCGCUUUGGCAGCGGGCUGUGCAGACCAGCGGGUCCGAAGUGCAGGUCAAGAGCGGCCGGGUGUCUGUCACGGACCAUCCGGAGGACCUCGCCUUCACAGUGACCUUGGACAGCCUCACUGCAGACAAUGCAGGGAAAUACAGGUGUGGGGCUGCGACGAUUCUGAAGGAAGAAGGACUCCUCGGCUUCCUGCCUGAUCCCUUUUUCCAGGUUCAAGUGAUUGUCUCCCCAGCCUCCAGUAGCAACAGCUCUACGUGGACUUCUGGAUCGCUCAGCCAGCAGCAAGGGCCCCGGCUGGGCAGCGCCCACUUCCUGCUCCUGGUCUUCCCGAAGGUGCCCCUGCUCCUGGGCCUGCUCAGUGCCCUCCUCUGGGUCAACAGGACUCAGCGGGCAAUUUGUGGGGAAACAGAACCAGUCUGACCAAGACAAUCUGCAGCCUUGCCCCCUCGCCAUCAAUAUACUGUCCAGAGCAGACUAGAGAACUUCUGACCUUGAACUUCAUGUCGCUUUUCACCUUAUAGCCAGAGACUCGAUUAAAAAAAAAAAACUUAAAAAAGUUUAAUGAAAUAUAUCACAUAUACAAGUGUCUAUAUGAUAUUUACCUGCCUGGUGCUUGGCUGGGGAGAACAGGGGAGAGCAUUUCACAAGGGCACCCAGAACCCCUCAUUCCCUAGGAGGGAGCCCCAGGCACAGCACCGCUUGUCAGGGGACCCCAGGGCCUGAUUUUCUGCCAUCUCACCCACCUGCGUUUCUUUCCCCCAGGUAUAGAUUCUCAACUCUUCAUUUCUUCAUUCACUCACCAAAUACAAAUACAAAGAGCCUGGCAUGUUCCUAGGUGUCGUGGAGAGAGCAAUCAUUAAAACAUGGGUUUAUAUUCUAAUGGAAGUUUUUAAAAAAAUAAAGAUAUAACACUGGUUUAUAAUAAGCAUUGUGGGGACUUCUCCGGUGGUCCAGUGGUUAAGACUUCGCCUUUCAAUACAGGGACUGUGGGUUUGAUCCCUGGUCAGG